This is a messenger RNA of Malurus melanocephalus (red-backed fairy wren), 1051 nucleotides long. RefSeq names its product epithelial discoidin domain-containing receptor 1-like. The annotation marks the transcript as partial. The transcript has 5 exons. NCBI's taxonomy places the organism in Eukaryota, Metazoa, Chordata, Aves, Passeriformes, Maluridae. Gene Ontology annotation, cellular component: signaling receptor complex. The record is from RefSeq and is a predicted model, not a curated record. Gene Ontology annotation, biological process: multicellular organism development; positive regulation of kinase activity; cell surface receptor protein tyrosine kinase signaling pathway. Gene Ontology annotation, molecular function: ATP binding; collagen binding; protein tyrosine kinase collagen receptor activity.
AUGGCCGAGGCUGACUCCGCCCACUCGCUCCUGAUUGGCUGCCUGGGCGCCGUCAUCGCCCUCCUGCUGCUCGCCCUCCUCAUCCUCGGCCUGGGGCGACGGGCGGCGCUGGGAAAGGCCCAGCGGCGCCCCUCGGAGGCCGAGCUGCGGGUUCAGCUCUCACUUCCCGGCGACGCCGUCGUCAUCAACAACGCCACGGGAGGGGGCGGGGCCACCCGAGGGGGCGGGGCUUCCCGAGGGGGCGUGGCCCGCUACGAGCCCAUCCCCCCAGGCCACGCCCACAGCGCUGGCCCCGCCCCCGGGGAGCGGGAUUUCCUGCAGGAGGCGCGGACCUUGGUGCGGCUGCGGGACCCCAACAUCGUUCGGCUUUUGGGCGUGGUCGGGGCGGGGCCGGGCCCCCUCUGCAUCGUCACCGAGUACAUGGAGCACGGAGACCUGCACCAGUUCCUGGGCGGGCCCCGGGGACACGCCCUCAGCCUGGGCACGCUGCUCCACUUGGGCGCCCAAAUCGCUUCCGGGAUGCGCUUCCUGGCCGGGCUGAACGUCGUCCACCGCGAUUUGGCCACCAGGAAUUGUUUGGUGGGCGACGGUUUCACGGUCAAAGUGGCCGAUUUCGGGAUGAGCCGGACGCUCUACGCCGGCCAGUACUACCGAGUGCGCGGCCAGGCCCUGCUGCCCAUCCGCUGGAUGGCCUGGGAGUGCAUCCUCAUGGGCACUUUCAGCCCGGCGAGCGACGCGUGGGCGUUCGGGGUGACGCUGUGGGAGGUGCUGACGCGGUGCCGGGAGCCGCCGUACGGCGCCCUGAGCGACGAGCAGGUGAUCGCCAACGCCGGACACCAUUUCCGAAACCUGGGCCGCCAGGUGCGAACUGGGAUGGACUGGGAUAAACUGGGAAUGGAUUUGGAGUCACUGGGAUGGACUGGGAACCAUUGGAAAUGGAUUUGGAGUCACUGGGAGUCACUGGGAUGGACUGGGAAUGGAUUAGGACUGGAUUGGGACUGGAUUGGGACUGGAUUAGGAUCAAACUGGGAUGGACUGGGAUGGAUUUGGA